Messenger RNA from Protobothrops mucrosquamatus (brown spotted pit viper), 1572 nucleotides. Its product is annotated as protein GREB1-like. The annotation marks the transcript as partial. Gene Ontology annotation, biological process: multicellular organism development. The record is from RefSeq and is a predicted model, not a curated record. The transcript is spliced from 9 exons. Lineage: Eukaryota; Metazoa; Chordata; Lepidosauria; Squamata; Viperidae.
CUGAUACAGUCAAAAUGCAUUUGUGCAGAUAGAUCAACAAAGAGAAAAUCGGAGGAUCUGUACAUGCGCCGUCAGACAACUCGGAUGAGAUUAUCCAAAUAUGCUGCUUACAACACUUACCAUCACUGUGAACAAUGUCAUCAAUAUAUGGGCUUUAAUCCCAGGUAUCAGCUUUAUGAAUCUACCUUGCAUGCUUUUGCCUUUUCCUAUUCAAUGCUUGGAGAAGAAAUUCAGCUACACUUCAUUAUCCCUAAAUCGAAGGAGCACCAUUUUGUCUUUAGCCAUCCAGGAAGGCAGCUGGAAAGUAUGAGAUUGCCUCUUGUCACAGAUCAGAGCCAGGACUACAUAAAGAGCCCAACUUUUACUCCUACAACAGGACGCCAUGAACACGGACUUUUUAAUCUUUAUCAUGCAAUGGACGGAGCCAACCAUUUGCAUGUUUUAGUUAUCAAAGAAUAUGAAAUGGCAAUAUAUAAAAAAUAUUGGCCCAAUCACAUCAUGCUUGUUUUGCCAAGUAUUUUCAACAGUGCUGGAGUAGGAGCUGCUCACUUCCUAAUAAAAGAGCUGUCUUACCAUAAUUUGGAGCUGGAACGAAAUCGGCAGGAAGAACUCGGCAUAAAGCCUCAAGAUAUUUGGCCUUUCAUUGUCAUCUCCGAUGACUCCUGUGUGAUGUGGAAUGCUGUUGAAAUUGAUUGUUCUGGUGACAGAAAAAGUGAAUAUACCUGGAGAGAAAAGAAUAUUUCCCUAAAGCAAAUUCUUCAGCACAUUGAAUCGACUCCCAGUGUCACCCACUAUGCCUUGAUUGGCAUGAGGAAAUGGUCCAGUAAAACUAGGAGCGGAGAUAUCAAGGAGCCAUUCUCAUGUUGCCAUGUGCAUGACUUCAUCAUGCUGAAUGUGGAGCUAACCCAGAAUGUCCAGUAUAACCAGAAUAGAUUUGUGUGUGAUGAUGUGGAUUUCAAUCUACGUGUCCACAGUGCAGGCUUGAGCAUCUGCCGGUUCAAUCAAUUCAGUCUCAUGAAGAAACAAAUAACAGUAGGAGGGCAAAGGUCCUUUCAUAUCAAAUCAAAGGUGUCUGAUAAUUUAGUGAGUAUUGGUCCAGCUCAAUAUAUAUGUGCCCCUGACAGCAAGCAUACAUUCUUGGCAGCUCCUGCUCAGUUGUUGCUUGAAAAAUACCUCCAGUAUCACAGCUAUCGCUUCUUCCCUCUUUCACUGAAGAAUUACAGCCACCCAGUGCUGUCUGUGGAUUGUUACCUUAAUUUAGGACCACAGAUUGCAGUUUGUUAUGUUAGUUCCCGGCCUCAUUCUCUGAACGUCAGCUGCUCUGAGAUGAUAUUCAGUGGACUCUUGCUGUAUCUCUGUGAUUCCUUUGUUGUAGCCAGCUUCUUGAAGAAAUUCCACUUUUUGAAAGGGGCCACCUUAUGUGUCAUUUGCCAAGACAGGAACUCCCUUCGCCAAACUGUUGUCCGGCUAGAACUGGAAGAUGAGUGGCAAUUCCGGCUAAGAGACGAGUUUCAAACUGCCAAUGCCAAAGAAGACAGCCCCCUUUUUUUUUUAACAGGACGGCAUAUUUGA